AACAGGAAGAACCAACGCAAAAAGUAGGGCAAAUUUACCAUACAGAAGAGAAUGGUCGAGUGCAAACACACGAAGGUUUUCUUAUUCUCUACGUAAUUUAUUUGCAAUAUGUGAUUUACCAUCUGGAGGGAAAUUUUAUUGGUGUUUGCAGAAAGCAGAGACCGGAUUUUUCUUUUUUGGAAAAGCGAUUCUUUUUUUUCUCUCGUAGCGUUAACGCGCCGUGACGCGUUUUAUUUUAUGAUCCGGGUUUUACUCGGUGGGCUUGUUAGCUAACCCUGUCGGGAACAACAUUUCAGAGGAUUUAGUCGGAAAUUUUCGUUUUUUUUGUGUCGAAAGAUAACGUGAACCAUGGUCCAUAAAGAAAAACCAGUGGAUACUCAACAACUAGUUGUUGAAAGCAGCCCCAGCCCAGUCUCCGGAGAGCCCUGCGUGGAGGCCCCAGGCCCGGUGGAAGACUCCGGCGAGGUGGAGUCGACGGGUCACCGAAAAUUCAUCAGCGGUGUCGUGGAAGGCUUUUAUGGCCGCCCAUGGACAAUGGAACAGAGGAAAGAGCUGUUCAGAAGGCAGCAGAAAUGGGGUCUGAACACAUACCUUUAUGCACCAAAAGAUGACUACAAACACAGAAUGUUCUGGAGAGAGCUGUAUUCGGUGGAAGAAGCAGAACAACUCAUGACCUUAAUUGCUGCUGCAAAGGAGCAUGGAAUUGAGUUCAUUUAUGCCAUUUCUCCUGGGUUAGACAUCACCUUUUCUAACCAGAAAGAAGUUUCUGCUCUCAAGAGAAAACUCGAUCAGGUUACUCAUUUUGGCUGCAAGUCAUUUGCCUUACUUUUUGAUGACAUUGACCACAAUAUGUGCCCUGCUGAUAAAGAAGUCUUCAGCUCCUUUGCACAUGCUCAGGUUUCCAUCACCAAUGAAAUCUACCAGUACCUGGGAGAGCCUGAAACCUUCCUUUUUUGCCCCACAGAGUACUGUGGAACAUUCUGCUACCCAAAUGUCCCCCAGUCGCCCUACCUGCACACAGUGGGUGAGAAACUACUCCCCAGCAUAGAUGUGUUAUGGACAGGUCCCAAAGUGGUCUCCAAAGAUAUUCCUGUGGAGUCGAUUGAGGAGGUGUCGAAAAUCCUUAGACGGGCCCCAGUCAUCUGGGACAAUAUUCAUGCUAAUGAUUAUGACCAGAAGAGGCUCUUCUUGGGUCCAUAUAAGGGUCGCUCCACAGAGCUCAUUCCGAGACUGAAGGGAGUCCUCACCAACCCCAACUGCGAGUUUGAAACCAACUUUGUGGCCAUUCACACUCUAGCCACCUGGUACAAGUCAAAUAUGAACGGAGUUCGCAAAGAUGUGGUCAUGACUGACGGCGAGGAGAGCACCGUGUCCAUCCAGAUCAAGUUGGAGAAUGAAGGAAGUGAUGAGGAGCUGGAGACAGACGUGCUUUACAGCCCACAGAUCGCUCUAAAACUGGCUCUUACUGAGUGGCUUUCAGAGUUUCGUGUCCCUCACCAGUACAACAGUCGACAGGUUCCCCAGAGUGGUGCCAAAAGCACAACCAUCGAUGUGACAUCCAUGACAGCUCCAGCUCUUUGCUCAUCCACAUCGGUCACAUCUGUAUUUCAACAGCCCAUAAUGUCACCUGCAAUCCCCCCCCUUUGCUUGGACCCACUUCCACUCCCGAUUACAAAAGCCCCCCAAGAGGUGGAUGUUGAAAAGAAGGACUCGGAUGAGGAGCCAAUGGAGAUGGUUGUUGAGAAGCUGGACGAACCAGAGCCAGAAGUUGAUCCAGAGAGCAAACAUGCUGGUCCCAUCCUGAAUGACAAGAUGGCUGAAGACCUAAAGCCUAUGGACACUGACAAAGAGGGUCUUGUAGAGACCAAGUCCCCCGAAGAGUCAAUCCAGGAGGAUUCUGGGAGUGACAUCGCCCCCAUGCAGACAGACGAUCUGCUCAAACAGGAUGUAUUUGUGCCCGGACCCAACGAGAAGCCGCUGUUCAUCGCAGAGCCGCUCUCACUUGAUGACCUGUGCUUGCUGGCAGAGCUCUUCUACCUGCCUUAUGAACAUGGACCCAAAGCCAUGCAGAUGUUGAAGGAGUUCAACUGGCUAAGAGCCAACAGCAGUGUUGUCAGUGUGAACUGCAAAAGGAAGGAAAGCGAGAAGGUUUCUGAAUGGCAGUCGCGUGCACAGAAGUUUGAGGACAUGUGCUGCUCCGUCAUUGAGAUGUUUACCCGACUGUCGAACAUCGCCAACCGCACCAUCCUGUACGACCUCUACCCUUACAUUUGGGACAUCAAGAGCAUCAUUUCUAUGGUCAAGUCUUUUGUCCUGUGGUUAGAUGGAAGAAUCCACAGUACAAGUUUCUACUGCUAUUGGAUCGACAGUGGCCGAUGGUGUCGUAGUCAGUCCUCAGCACAGUUCCUUAGAGGAGACCAAGAGCCCUGGGCCUUUAGGGGAGGUCUAGCAGGAGAGUUCCAGAGAUUGUUGCCAAUAGAAGCGGCAAACGAUCUUUUCUACCAACCGCCACCAUCCCUGCCAACUUCCAAAAUUUACACUAUCAGGCCAUAUUAUCCCAAAGAUGAGACUGCAGUUUAUAAAAUCUGUAAGGAAAUGUACUGUGAAGGAAUGGAGGAUGAACUGUUCUCCCAGGAGGAUCCUGACCUCAUAGGAGACAGGUUGGUCGGAGGCCUGCUAACGCUGAGCUCAGACUACGGUUUCGUGCUGGAGGAUGAAGCUGGGAUUUGCGGUUAUGCCGUCGGCACAGUAGAUGUGAAGCCCUUCAUCAAGAAGUGCAAACUGAGCUGGCUUCCCUUCAUGCAGGAAAAAUACAACAAACCAGACUGUGAAAAAGAUCUCACCGAGGCUGAAAAGAUGAUGCUGAGUUUCCACGAGGAGGAGGAUGGUCUUCCAGACUCUUUUCUGUCCAACUUUCCUUCUCUCAUCAAAGUGGACAUUCACGCCAAAGUCACAGACCCCAGCGUGGCCAAGAGCAUGAUGGGAUGUUUACUGUCUUCACUUAAAGCUAACGGUUCUCGCGGAGCGUUUUGUAAGGUUCGUCAGACUGAUAAGAGAAUGUUGGACUUCUAUAGUAAGCUGGGAUGCUUCGAGGUGGCCAAAAUGGAAGGAUUUCCCAAAGACAUCAUCAUUAUGGGCCGGAGCCUUUGAGAACCCUUUUUGAUACUGAAGAGGGCGACACCCGAGUGUUCGCCUCAUUCGCAGACGAUACUUUACUCUACUUUGUUUGCCAUGUGAGCUUUCUCCACAUGUUCCUUUAAGGAUUUGUUUAACGAAGCACAUCUGUCGAGCACAGGUUCCCCAAGCCACCCUUGGAUGUUACAGCCCAUUUGGAUUCAAAGAGUUGCAGUCACUCCAUUGACAACAUAGACGUGGGCUCCUUAGGCAUUGCUUUAUUUCCCACGAGGUUGAUGUCUGCAGUGUUUCCACGACCGUUUGCUUAAGAUGCUCCAACACGUUCUUCCGUAGUUUUCCUUCAUCUACAGAAACAAAUACAGGAUACUGGUGGAACAUGAGCGUUUGCCGGCGGAAAAUGGAUCUGAGGGCAACGCUGAUCGGUUCUGAAUGUGCACUUGAGAUUUUGGACACUUCAAAGAACGCGUGCGGCUUACCACUAAAGGAAGGUAGAGGCUUAGGAGGUUCAUAGUUCUAGAUGUCUAGAAAGCAGUAAAAAUGUUCCAGGGGGUCUCAGUAUAAUUCCUCCAUUUUUAUGUUGUUUUUUUCGUUUUUUUUUUUUUUUUUGAAAAUAAUGCAGUUGCCUUUUUGGUUUGUGCCUUGUUUAAAAGUUGUUGAUCAUGUUUUAUUUUUCAGUAGAAUCUUCAAUCAGAUCUAAAAUAUUGCUUAGAAGUUUGCAACUGUAUUUUCUUCUGUGAAAAUGUGCACCACUGAACAUUAAAAAUGUUGGUCAGUUUUUUUUUUUUUUUGUUUUUUUUUUUAAAUUUACUUUGCCUUUAUUUCCUCUCAUCUUGUAGGACCAAAACAUUCUGAUCAAUAUUUUAGCUGUAUAUUGGCAACAGUUCAUGUAUUAAAGUUGUAAUCCCAAUCUCCCAGUAUCAAAACACUUUGAAGUUGAAGCCUCACUGGUAAAUUGCAGGAAACUCUCAAAUGAAUGUUCAGUUCUAGCGGUGCACGCAUUUAAUCCAUCAAAGGGAAAUUACACUCUGGCUUUUCAGCUGCACAGAUUUGGAGCCUUUUCCUUUAUUCCAGUCUGUCCAUUGAAGACUUUCUACUCCCUCGGUUCUCAUUUGCUUUUGUAAAUCCAUCAUUUAAGGUUGACGGCUGUCUUCUGUUAGUAUCCUACGGAUCAGUAGCUGCUCUUCGGUGGCCGUCUGUAAAUGUGAUGUUUUAAACUGUGCGUUCAUAAAGUGCAUGAGUUGUGUUGGAUCUGCUGUGAUGGCUCAUUAGAAUAUUACCACCUCGAGGAGCAUGCCACCUAUACAGCUAUGAUCAGGAACCUGUUGUGCUCAGACAGUCUGUCAGUCAGCGUGGAAUAGGUUUAAAUCUUUCAAAUCUGGCUUGCCUUCUGUUUGUAAACAGUCCUUUUUACUAACUCUCCAUCUACGCCGCUGUGCUGCCUGUCGGCAUCAAGUCUCUUAAGCGUCUAGUUAGUUCUUGUACAGUUUCCCAGUUAUAGGCGGUUUGAUUUUAGAGUUUGCCGAUGCUAGAGCUUUCUCUUCUGUCGACGACAAGAGGAAGGGCUCCAAAUGUACAUACAGCGUUUAGGGUUGGAGUCGUUGAAGUUUGAGUAAUUAUUGUAAACUUUCUAUGUAAGACGUAUAACAAAAAACAAUAAAUGAGAAAAAGUAAA
Molecule: messenger RNA, 4807 nt
Organism: Oryzias latipes (Japanese medaka)
Lineage: Eukaryota; Metazoa; Chordata; Actinopteri; Beloniformes; Adrianichthyidae
Gene: oga
Product: O-GlcNAcase
Biological process (GO): glycoprotein metabolic process
Molecular function (GO): beta-N-acetylglucosaminidase activity
Source: RefSeq, a predicted model, not a curated record